This is a messenger RNA of Didymella exigua CBS 183.55, 330 nucleotides long. RefSeq lists its product as uncharacterized. The coding region runs from base 83 to 253 and encodes 56 amino acids. NCBI's taxonomy places the organism in Eukaryota, Fungi, Ascomycota, Dothideomycetes, Pleosporales, Didymellaceae. The transcript has a single exon. The record is from RefSeq and is a predicted model, not a curated record.
CAAAUAAUGGUGAACCAUCGCCCUAGAUCAAAAGAAAAAGCCCUAGUUCAAAUCUAGGUAGCGCGCUUCUUUCCUGUUUGUUAUGCCUGCUGGUAUGAUGGCUAUGCACUUCCACUUCUAUCGCAUGACACAGCAACAUCAGUCUAUGGCCUCUAUAUGUCUCCUUCUUCUUUGUGCAUGGUCAACUAAGCAGCAGCGCCGAAGGAGCCUAGUUACUUUCGAUAUCACUACUAACCUCUUGAUAAGAUGCUAAUACUCAGGUGCCAAAGGGAGCGGCCAAGCGCACAGAUGGAUUUGGAACAAUAGAGACAGAGGCGGGCAUAACUUAGC